AUGACAUCAACGAAACCUGCCGGCCAAGCAGCGGUGCCUCGUAAGAGCAUGAAUGGUAGCGUCCCCAAGAGCCAACACAGGAAAAAGAAGAAGACGCCACCGUCGUCGUCAUCGUCGUCGUCCAAGGGCAAUAGUCCUGGCAAAGAGACUGUUGUUCCCGUCGGUCCGCGACAUGUGAAUCCACCCCCUGUUUCUGGUCCAUGGGGCAACCCCGACCCCUCGGCAACCAGUGUGCCGCCCCCAGGGUUUCUGUCCAGUCCUGUUGACUCGACCAGUGCGGACUUUAGUGAUGCCCACGUCCGUCUCCUCCGCCACCGCGCGCUAUUUGCGUUCCGUUUCUUAGUGGGCAAAGCCGUUGAGCUGCGACUCGUGGCGCCGGACGAGCGCUACGCCGGCAUCUUGGACUGCAUCGACCCAGACGACUUUUCUGUCGUGCUCAAGAACGCCAGGCGACUCGCGAGUCCAGAUAGCGCCGUCACGCGGCCGUUUGCUGAUGGCAGUACCGUGAUUUUCCGCCGCCACCAGCUGGCGCACAUGGUCGCAGACGGGGCAGUCGACGAAGCCGACAGCAGUCAGUUUGUUGCCUCUAGUGGCUCGUGUGGCUCGUUUUGUACCGACACGGAGAUCAGUGGGACAACACACGAGCACCUGAUUGGUCGACAGCUGGAAACCGCCAGCGCGUGGCUCGACCCGGCUCUUGACACGGACGCACUCGAAGAUGGUGCAAUGCCGGGGCUCGACUCCCGCAGGAACCAAAUAAGAGCCUGGAACCAGUUUGAAGCGAACGAGAAGCUCUUUGGCGUCGUCUCGUCGUACGACGAAUCUAUUUAUACCACGAAGCUGGACAAGUCGAAGAUCUCGAGCAAACAGGCGCGGGCCGCUGCGACGCUCGCGCGGGAGAUUGAGCAGCAGACAGCAGUAGGCAACUUUCAUCUGCAAGAAGAGCGCGGCCAGUGGCGACGGGGCGGGCAGCAGCUUAUGGACGUGGACGAAGAGGCGCGGUACAGCUCUGUGGACCGUCGUGGACCUCGGGAAAACGCGAGUGGCGGUGGGACUGUUUACGUGCCGCCCGCACUAAGGAAAGCGGGAAGCGCACAAGGUCAAUCGAGUGGCGACGAGGUGCAAGAAGCUAAAGGGCCUGGGGUAGGACCGAGUGCUACGGCGCCCGUGGCUUGUCUGACGGAAGAGGCUGCGUCGUCUGCUCCUGCUGCUUCUGCGGGGACUGGUGAUGCACCGAAACCCCUUUCUUUUAGUGAAGCUGUUACUGGUCGAUCUGCACCUGCUGCUGCUACGGCUGCAGUGGUCUUGAAAGACGAGCUGGAUGAGAAGAAAGAGAUUGGUGCUUGUCCGCAGGAUGCGGUAGUGUCUAUACCGGUAAAUAGUCCAGACAGCAAGGUCGCUGUGGUUAAGGUGAAGGGAGCUGGCUUGAAGAAGAAGGAAUCAGCUGGCAGAAAUGAGAAGAAGACGGAGACAAAGAUGGACUACAAGGCUGAGAGUAGCAAGCCGGAGUCCUCAUGUUUGACGACGACGACGGUGACCAGCACCACAACAACUACACGGAAGGUGGCGAAAGACGAGACAUUGAAGGCUGUAUCGAAGAAGGGAUUGAAUCUGAAUGCCAAGGAGUUCAAGCUAAGUGCCUCGGCAGCCGAGUUCACGCCUAGUUUCUCAGUGGCUCCAGUUAUAAGAGGACAUGGGACGUCGCCUUACCGCGGUGGCUCACUAGGUCAUAUGCCUUACCUGCAUCCUGCAAUGGGGUAUCCCCCGCAGAUGCAAGAGGAAUGGAUGUAUGAUGGUGCUAUGAGUGUCGAAGAAGGUGGUGGUGAGAUGGGCAUGCCUCCUUACGUGCAGGGCGGGUAUGCGAUACCAAUGGGACCGAACGGAGUUCCUAUGAUGUACUCUCCUCUCAUGCCUCAGCAAAACAUGCGCAUGAUGGGCGGUCAACACGGUAACUUUGGUGGUUUUCAGCAGCAGGGAUACACUCCUCGCGGGUACUGCCCGCCGCUAAACGGUGGCAUUCCGGGAGCUGGCGUACCAUUCGCUGGCAUGCCUGGAGGUGCAGGUCCUCAACCCCCUCUUCCUCCCUCGUCUGGCAGCGGCAACUCUCCUCAUGGAUCCUCUGCUGAUGGGGCUCCAGCUACCGCUGUGUCUGCGAAGAAUCCGAAAGCUGAUCCUGUUGGUGCAAAAGCGAAGCAAAUGCCAUCAGUUUCCAAGAAAAAGUAG
Messenger RNA from Peronospora matthiolae, 2223 nucleotides. The record is from the annotation of a GenBank genome assembly. NCBI's taxonomy places the organism in Eukaryota, Oomycota, Peronosporomycetes, Peronosporales, Peronosporaceae.